Suillus subalutaceus is the source of this 532-nucleotide messenger RNA. RefSeq lists its product as uncharacterized. NCBI's taxonomy places the organism in Eukaryota, Fungi, Basidiomycota, Agaricomycetes, Boletales, Suillaceae. The transcript has 2 exons. Bases 98 to 436 code for a protein of 112 amino acids. The record is from RefSeq and is a predicted model, not a curated record.
AUGGGCACGCUUUUCUAACCGUUCUAUUUCACCGCGUUCGUUGCUUCCCGCCCUUUCCUUUCCCUGGCAAAGCCCCACGGAAAAUCUGGCCGUAAGCAUGUCUCACUCGCUUCCACCCUUGGCCUUUGUUCUCGCUUUGCAGUCCCUUGAGGUUGCGGGCGUCGCUGUAUACCUGCGAGAACCAGUAUUUAUGUUCCCUCGCGAUAACGGGGAUCAUGGCGAUAACGGGGAUCAGGGUGAUAAUGGUGAUGACAAUAGUUCAUCUACCACUUCGACCUCCACCAGUACGACCUCCACUCCACUAGUACAACCUCUUCUUCCACCAGUACAACUUCCUCCUCCUCCAGUACAACCUCCUCCUCCACCUCCACAUCUACAUCUACAUCUCAGUCUAGCUCGAGCUCGAGCUCCACAGCUACUACAUCGGGCACGCUAACCAGCUUCAGCUCGAGUUAUACCAGUUCACCCAGUUCAUCCCAGAACAAUGGGUCUUCAACCACCAGUCAAGGGCUUAGCACUGGAGCACGAACUG